Molecule: messenger RNA, 1499 nt
Organism: Achroia grisella
Lineage: Eukaryota; Metazoa; Arthropoda; Insecta; Lepidoptera; Pyralidae
Gene: Rpt5
Product: 26S proteasome regulatory subunit 6A-B
Exons: 5
Coding region: 136-1422 (428 amino acids)
Biological process (GO): proteasome-mediated ubiquitin-dependent protein catabolic process
Cellular component (GO): proteasome regulatory particle, base subcomplex
Molecular function (GO): ATP binding; ATP hydrolysis activity; proteasome-activating activity
Source: RefSeq, a predicted model, not a curated record
CACCCUAAUUCCCGAAUGAUUUGAGAAAUAAUGACAAUUCACUUUUUUAAUGUGUUACGAUUAUUUUCAAAUUGAAUUAUUGUUGUAUAUCAAAAAUUUUAAAUUAAAAUAGCACAAACAUAAGCGUGGAAUAAUAUGGCGACUACGCUGGAAGACAAGUCCAUUUGGGAAGAUGGUGAAGAAGCGCUUAGCGAGGAAGUGCUUCGUAUGCCAACAGAUGAAAUAAUCAGUCGUACUCGACUGCUGGACAAUGAAAUAAAGAUCAUGAAGAGUGAAGUCAUGAGAAUCUCUCACGAGUUGCAGGCGCAGAACGAGAAAAUUAAGGAGAAUACAGAGAAAAUCAAAGUGAACAAAACAUUACCUUACUUAGUAUCCAAUGUUAUAGAGUUACUGGACGUCGACCCUCAGGAAGAAGAAGAAGACGGGGCAGUGGUCGACCUGGACUCUCAAAGGAAGGGCAAGUGUGCAGUUAUAAAGACAUCAACAAGACAGACAUACUUUUUGCCUGUCAUUGGACUGGUAGAUGCUGAGAAAUUGAAGCCUGGUGACUUAGUAGGCGUAAACAAGGACUCAUACUUGAUUCUGGAGACACUGCCAGCAGAGUAUGAUGCUAGAGUGAAGGCUAUGGAGGUAGAUGAGCGACCAACAGAACAGUACUCUGAUAUUGGUGGUUUGGAUAAACAAAUUCAGGAAUUAAUUGAAGCUGUAGUUCUUCCGAUGACACACAAAGAGAAAUUUGUCAACUUAGGCAUCCAUCCGCCCAAGGGUGUGCUCUUGUAUGGUCCUCCAGGUACUGGCAAGACCCUGCUGGCCAGGGCAUGUGCGGCCCAAACUAAAUCCACCUUCUUGAAGUUAGCCGGACCACAGCUUGUUCAAAUGUUCAUUGGUGAUGGUGCUAAGCUUGUACGAGAUGCCUUCGCCCUAGCCAAGGAAAAGGCCCCUGCUAUAAUAUUCAUUGAUGAAUUAGAUGCCAUUGGUACCAAGCGUUUUGACUCGGAGAAGGCUGGUGAUCGUGAGGUGCAGCGUACCAUGUUAGAACUGCUCAACCAGCUCGAUGGCUUCAGUUCAACUGCUGAUAUUAAGGUCAUUGCUGCAACAAACAGAGUGGACAUCCUGGAUCCUGCAUUACUUAGAUCAGGACGUUUGGACAGGAAAAUUGAAUUCCCACAUCCCAAUGAAGAGGCCAGAGCUAGGAUUAUGCAGAUUCAUUCACGGAAAAUGAAUGUGAGCCCAGACGUCAACUUUGAGGAGUUGUCCCGCUCGACGGAUGAUUUCAACGGCGCCCAGUGCAAGGCAGUAUGCGUAGAGGCCGGUAUGAUUGCUCUUAGACGUUCGGCCACAGCUGUCACCCAUGAAGACUUCAUGGACGCCAUACUGGAGGUGCAGGCGAAGAAGAAGGCCAACCUUAGUUACUAUGCCUAGUUAAAUGUCUUUUAUAAACACAUCUUAUUAUUGUAAGUUACUAUCUAUAAAUACAGCUAAUAAAUGCUGGGAUAAAA